Trypanosoma cruzi is the source of this 1200-nucleotide messenger RNA. RefSeq lists its product as uncharacterized. The record is from RefSeq and is a predicted model, not a curated record. Lineage: Eukaryota; Euglenozoa; Kinetoplastea; Trypanosomatida; Trypanosomatidae. The transcript has a single exon. The coding region runs from base 1 to 1200 and encodes 399 amino acids.
AUGCCAAGGGACGGCGGUGAGGUGCGCCAUGAGCCCGCAUCGGAAGCGGGGUCUAUUGUCGCCGCCAACCUCACCACAAAUACGCACAUCACGCGUGUUGAUUCGGUUUCUCCCGUUCCAUCAGAGGUGUACAUUCCAAACCGACUUGGGAACAUGAAGUUGCACCUUGACGGUGAACUGAGGCGCGACCGCACGGCAGUUGAGAAGAUUGCACUGUACAAGGAAACGAAAUAUAAUAGCAUUAACGCAUUCAAUCGUUUUGUGACAUUCCUUCUUUGCCUACUUGCUCCUUCGGUUUUUUGCAUGGCGAUUGGUAUGUGCUCGACAGAGUGGAUUGUGACAUUGAAUCAUCUUCAGUAUCGGUCUAUGGGGCUGAUUUUCUCCUGCUAUGAAGGGGUUGUAGGGUUCUGCAUGCAACGCGGUAGCUCGAGGUAUCCACGUCAGCUGCGUGAUAGUCUGACGAAAGCGAUUAUAUGUGAGUCAUCUGAAUCCUUUGUGCGUGCGUACAUUAGUGCCAUGUGGAGCCUUGCUAUUGUACAGUUUUUUUGUAUUCUUUUGGGUAUUAUUGUGACAUUGCGGAUAGCAAGCCGCCCAACUCGCUCGCACAGCUCAUUGGUCGUGUUGUGUUUGCUUCUUUUAGCCUUACCAUGUGGUAUAGUGAACUGUGUGUUAUUUCACUUUUACACACGUUGUGAACGACGAGCGUGUGAGGCGUUGCACAGUCCCUCACCACAGUGUCGCGUUAGAUAUGACUGGGGGUUUGAUGUCUACAUUGCGUCUAUAUGCUUUAAUUUCGUUGCCUGCAUCACUGCUAUCUUCCUGUGUUCAUAUCCGCACUCCAUUCGUGCCCAGACCGCCCAAAAGUAUGAUGAGCGGAGGGAACAGGAGCGCCGUCGAAGAGAACGCGCGCAGACGAGCCACGGUGAGAGGAGCAGACAUAUGACUCGUUUUCUGCGUCCAAUACUUGGCGAGCCGGAGGAGCCGUUGUACCUCACCGCUGAGGAGCUUGAGAUUACCAUCGAUGGCGCCAAUGACUGGGUGUACGAUGACAAGAGCGACCUCUUUUACAGUUUUGAUUUGGACAUGUUUUGGGACCCACUGACGCGGGACUACUACAGUCGCGAAUUGUGCUCCUGGCAGGCCACACCGCAGGGUUUGCUGGAGCUGCGCAGGGCGAAGAGAAGCAGAAAUGACCGGUAA